UCAUUCCAGCAGCCGACAAAGAUAAAACGCAGGAGAGAGGGUCUGGAAAUUUGUGUUCCAAAUUUCCCGUUUUUCGGGGGUGUUCCCCACACCACACCCAAAUUUGUCAUCCUCCACGCCAAGAAGACACGUUUUUCAUCAGAUAAGGUUCAAACAAUGGAUUGAUUGUGUCCAAAUAGUGAAUGUGCGUACGUGCAUGUAAAUGCGUAGUUCUGCUUCGGUUUAAAUUGCGUAUUGGGAUGGUUCAAGUUUAAAGAAAGUGUUAAAAUUAGCCAUCAUUUCCCAAUAUUUGAGUGAAUUUAGACAAUUAAUAGUGACUAAAAAUUUUAUGAAAUUUAUGAAUAAGGUGACCUUGAAAAAUGACAAUUUCUUGAUAAGCGAUAAUUUUCCAUAUCCAUUGUGUUCAAGUGCUUGAAUCUUAUUCCGAGAUUUGGACAAUAAUUCCUCAACAAAAUUCUUGUUGUGAUCAAUAAAAUUGUGUUCGCCAUAAAAUUCCGACCGGAUGCAUGGGUUUAUGAAAAUUAUUGUGUUUAUCGCAGCAGCAGAGGAGCAGAGGCAGAGAAGUAGUUAUUCAGUUGCGAUGUGAAUUUGAAACAGAACGGAUUGCCCUUGUUGCUUGCGUGAGAUUGACCUCACCUUGCUGUUUGCCCCCUGUUUGCCCCCUCCUCGGGCCCCUUGACCUGGUGUGGUCAACGUCACCAUCAUCGCCACCCACACCACCGUCACACCCCCCACCACCACCACCACCAGCUGCCCACCCAGCUGUGUGUCAGUCGACUUGUCGCGAAGAACCUGAGGUGACGACCAGCCUGUCUGUCGUCCCCUUGGCUCGACGCCACACAAACGCCAGUUGAUGUAAACCUUAGGGCUGAUACGACGACAGAAAGACGGUUCAUUAGAGAGUUGUCCAACAACAGACGGAACAACGGUCUGUCACCUCCUCUCGAAUGAUCGUCACCUGCCGAUUUCAUCAUGGCAGGAAAACAGGGAUUUCUCAACCCUACCUCCACCACCAGCAACACCACCAAUACUGCAACGUUCUCUGCCCCACGGUCAAGACCAAUUAGUGAGGGAAGGACUACUACUUUACCAAGAAGAACGAACUCGCAAACUCAAGCAAUUACUACUACCACUACUACUACCACUACUAGACCAGCUUACAAUAGAAACCGAUACGAAAAUGAAAAUGAUCACGAUGGAGGAAGAAGCAAUGAAACAAUGUGGCGAUAUUCACGACAAAGUUCAACCUUUGAGCAGCAGUUGGAACGAAGAAAUGUGCAAAAGCUACAACUCACAGCGAAUAAUCAAGUGGAUCGAAGGGACGAGGAAACCAAUGCAAAUAAAUUUACUGCGGCUAAACAUAGUUUGGUUAAAAAUUCAAGUAGCGAAGAUGAUGAAGGUGGUACGAGCGGAGAGGAAAGACAGCAACGUCCAAAUAAGCUUUUUCCUGUUCGGAGUGAACAAGACGAAUUAUUUCGCAAGGUCCGGUCAGUCUUGAACAAAGUGUCAUCCGUGAAUUAUACUCGUCUCCGUAAACGGUGGUUGAGCCUCAUGCCACAAAGUGAGGAGGAAGAGGACGAUGGGGAAACCCACCUCACGAUGGAACAACUCGCUGACGUUCUACAUAUGAUCAUCUUUAAAGCGUUGGAUGACACAAUUUACAUGCAUAUCUAUGCAGGACUCAUGGGCUAUGUCGUGUCCCGAAAGCCGGCCGAUAUUUCCAUCAAGAUUCGUAAACUCAUCAAUGCUCAGCUACAUCAUUUGCUUCAGAGGCUUGCCACGGAUAAAGAAUUGGCUCUUUUUCAUCGAAGUACGCAACUCGUAGAUGCCACGAGAAGGAGAAAAGUCACCCUGCAUCGCUUCAUUGCUGAACUGUACUGUGAAAAAGCAUGUACCUCAAAGUUCCUGUAUCAGAGAGUUACAGACUUGAUGAUUGUGAAUAAUUCUGUUGAUAUCGACGAGAACGUUGAAUGUCUUUGUGUCCUGGUGACCUUUGCCGGUCAAAAAUUGGAACAAGUAAAACAACCAAUGUUGGAUAACAUUGUAGCAAAAUUGGUUCAACGUCAGACCGAAACACCGCUCAUGAUAUCUAAACGGAUUCAAUUUAUGAUUCUGGAUCUCGUCGAAAUGAAAGCGAGUGGUUGGUCGCCCCACAACAAGUGGUGGUCACCUUCAGUUCAAAGGGCACCAGAACGGGAAAGGACUCAGAGUUCUCCAUCACCUUCAUCUCCCACAUAUUCGCAAAGGAACGAGCGCGGCUUGAUGACUCCACUUCAACAACAACUAACACCAGGAGAAGAAUCGCCAACAAAAAAGAUCAUUUUGAAAAAGCCAGUAAAUGAUGUACCUACUCCUCUUCCGAGGUCACGAACUCGAUCUGAGGGUAGUAACAGUAGUAGCGUCGUCGGAUCAAAUAGUAGUAGUAGUACUAAUAAAAGUAUUGGAGGAAUUACAAGAAAUAACAGUGGUGGUGGUACUUCUGGUAUGAAAACGUCUUCUGUUGUAAGAGGGGUGGAAAUUGUUUCAAUGGCACCAACCCCAGAAAACAAGAAUAGCAGUACAACAACAACUACUACUACAACAAAUAGUUCUACGCCAAAAGAAGUUUAUUCAAUUACGUCCCACCAGUCUGGAGAGCAACAGCAAACGCAACAUGGGCAACCGCAACAAGGGCAAGAAGAUAAUAGAAACCCGCAGCAACCGAGUCAACAAAAUAAGUUAAGAACAACAACCGAGUUGACUCCUCAUCAAAGCCGAUCACUAAUGGCAUUGUUGAACAAAGUCAGUCCGCUAAAUGUGGACCGUAUGGCGCAGCAGUUAUACGAAGAAGUCCUCACGUUGGAAAAUAGUUUCGAUGAAGCGGCCAAUUUUAUCGUGGAUAAAAUUUUGGAUGACGCGUUUUACAUCUCGUCACACGUCCUACUCAUUCAUCGAGUGUCUUGUAAGCCAAACAUGAAGAGUUUUGGGAUCAAGAUCUGUGCCAGACUUAUGUUUAUUUUAGAGAAAAAUCCUGUAUCAAAAGAAGGGUUCCAGCUCAUAGCCGAACUGUACAAAUUAAACAUGAUUGCAUUUUCUCAAACUCGCUCUGCUUUAGAGUGGCUCAUGACAAGCUGUCCCGUCGCAGCCAUAAAUUCAGCCAUGGAAUGUCUCGUCAUGUUUCUGUUCAUCUCAGGAGCCAAGUUGGAGGCGGAUGCGAAUGACCAAGUUUGGAUGAAUGGUUUAAUCGAGUUCUGGGAAAGGAAGGCCAAAUUCGUGGCGCACAAUCAAGGGAGACCCCUCUGUCUUCUUCGCGAUGUGAUUGAGCUACGGCAGAAUAAAUGGGCCUCGCAACACAUGCCUCACUGGAUUCCACCUACCAUUGAUCUCCCCACGGUCCGUUUUGAACCGGAAAGUCUGAUUCGCUUGUAUCAGUCUGAUGAAGAGGAAUUUUUGCGCUUCAUCAGAGGAGGAACUUCGUCGAUGGGCCGGAUCGACAAAUUUUGGAAGGGAGCUUUGAAAUACGCUGUCGUCUAUGGGGAUUGGGAACGUGACCCAGAAUUUUUACACAUGACUGGUUCAUGUCUCAAAACCCUAGUUCUGAAACGAAUCCUUCGACGCGACAGAAUUCACGCUUUUAUUGGUUAUUUCGUAAACGAGGUGGUCAAAAUGGCACGAGUUCAUUUCAAAGCGUGGGAUAAUUUCGGAGUGAUAAUGGACGGCCUGGCUCUUUUUCGGGAGGAAAUUUUCUAAUAUCUCUACAUUCGAUCGAUCCUUAUUAUAACUUCAAUUAGUAUUCCUUUUCUCCUCUUCUCUUCGGUUUCGGCAAGACGGAAAAUGUACAAGCACUCUUUGUUCUCAAGAGGAAGACACCAUGCGCAUUAUUAAAAUUAACGGAACGGAUUCGAAGACUGGAACAAGUAACUGGUUAUCUAUAUAAUUUAUUCUUUAGGUAAAUAUUUCCGCCUAUACUUUCUAAAGAUCGUCAAUUAUAUUACGGUUAAUUGUAUCCUAAAAAAAUGAAUUCUUUAAACUCAAUUCAAUAACAUUUUGCUUAAGUAAGCAUAGCAUGAUAGAUACACAAUUCGAUCUAAAUUAAAAACGCAAAUUUAGUUUUGCACGAAAAAAAACAAACCCACCAAUAAUUUUAAUAAGUUAAGUUAAAUUUUAGACCACCUUUUUUUGAUGCAUGCGAUGAUGACAAAAGAUACAAGUAAAUUAAUAAAUUGACUGCUGCUGCCAACCAAAUACCAAACCACUACCAUCAAGUAUAUAAGUAUGCAUGUGUAACAAAGAAAUCUACUCAAAAACUUAAAUAUUUACAUGCUUAAUAAAAGUCGGUGGUAUGUAGGUAAGCAUAAAAAGAAAGUAGAAUUAUGUAUCAAUAAGUAUUUAAUAGGUAAAAACGCCUCUGUCUUUUAAGUGAUAGGAACUUAUGUACUCGAGUUAUUACGACCUAUGUAUGUAGCUUGACUUUCAUCUCGACUUUUUCGGUGCAAUACGACUAUUUUGUCUUUUAUUCACAAUUCCUUUAUUUGUUAUUGGUGUGUUAUUCUACAGUUUUUUUUUAAAUCACAAAGAAAACAAUAACUUUUCUUUUAAUUUUGGUAAUUAUUAUGGUUUAGAAGUACAAGUAACUAGAUUAGAUUGGUAUUGGCAGUUACAUGUAAAGGUAGAUUAGGUAUGUAUUAGGUAACAAAAAAAUAACGGUAAAUGAGAGGAAUCAAGUCAGCAGAAUGGUUGCAUUACACACAUUUCAUAAAAUACCUGUACGUACGACUUGAUAAUUACUACGUUGGUGCCAUUAGUUAUGUGAAACAUGACACAUUUGUGCAUGUAUUAUUAUAAAUUAGGAAGUAAUCGAUAUAGCAUAAUAUCACAUAAGGUCUAUCCGAUGCAGUGAUGACUAAAAUGACACAUGUAAACCCGAUCCGAUAUAUUUCAAAAACAAGUCAGAGAUGUAUCAUCUCAUCAUCAGCUCGGACGGUACUUGAAAAAAACUUUGCUUAUCUCUUUCGUUAAUUAUAUCAAUUAGUUAAUUACAUUAUUGCCUUCAUUAAAUGGUACAAGAUUUAGGCGUGAGCAAAAAAAAACAUUGGUAAUGUAUAUAAAUAGUAUUUGUAUAUAUUUAGAUAUUUAAAUUAUCGCCAUACGUCUAAUCUAUCUCUACUACUAAUUAGAUAUAUAUACUUUAGUUUUUAAUUUUAAUAAACAUUAUUAUAACCCAUUAUUCGGGUCAGUCGGAGGAUAAAGGUCGUCCAUCACCCUGCACUCUUCCAAGACUGAUUAUCGGUGAAAUGUUGACUUUGUAAGAUUAAAUUGUAAAAAAACAUAACAUUUACAUACUACCUACCUACCUGUUUAGUAUAUGUAUUAGAAAAGGAGGAAACAAAUGCAUGCCGUCUCUUAUUACAGAAUUAUUCUACUAUUUGUUGCUUUGUUAAAGAGGUCAGUCUCUUCUGCUAUGUUUUCUACAUUUUUUGUCUCAUUUUUUGUGCUAGUAAUAAUCAUAAUGAUUCUGUAAAAUGUUAAAAAUAUGGCUUUGAUACAUCACAUACAUCACUCUGCUUCUAUGCUAAUUCGCAUUGGUUUUAUUAGGUUUAUUUAUUGAUUGGCCUAUUCUUUAGUUUAUAGUGUUGUUGUGAUAAGCAUUGUUGUUUAUUAUCAUAAUCUAUGCAUUUAUUUCGUAUAGUUUAAAGAACAUUGCGCAACCACCGCUUUAUCAUUUUGUGACCUUCCAGCUUUAAUUGGUCUUUUACAAUAGUCGCAGCAAUAUCAUCACUUACGUAAUUAAGGGACAAACUAAUACCGGGAUUGUCGAGUCUGUAUACCGUUGAGGAAUUUAUAUAAAAAAUCAAUGAUCUCCGUAAAAGCUCGACGCGUCCUCCCCUCCGUAGAAAAGUUAGUUAUCAGGUUAGUUCUCACGUAUGUAUGUAUGAAUCUGUAUUGUUAGUAGUUUGUAUUUACCGUGUGCAUAUAACCUAAAUAAUUUGCUAAAAAAAUUAGUAUGUAUCAAGUAUGUAAGAUAUCAACGAUUUAUACCGGAACUCUACCGUAUAAAAAUAACCGCAGUGUAUUCUAGUAGUAGUAAAUGACGAGUGAUGAUUUCAAGUUUCUGGUUGAUAUGCAUGUCUUAAAUAACAACGUAUCAUCACAAGUAAAACUAAAAAAAAACUCACUCUAAUUAUAAUCAUUUUUCAUGUUUUUUUCCUCGCUCUAUAUAAAAUAUGCGUGUACUCGUGCUAAUUUUGUCUGUGUUUAGAAUACAUGCAAAAAAAUUGGUUGUGCCAAUAAUAAGUAAAUAUCUAGUUAGAUUUAUAGUUAAGCAUUGGAUUUCUCUCUCUUUAACAAAAAAAUCCAUCCAACUCAGGUUUAUAAAAGUUGCAAGAGAGAAAAGAAAAAAACUCAACAAUCAACCAAAAAAUUUGUAAAGGAAUGUCGGAUUAUGGAAUUGAAUCAAGAAUUGUACCUUCGUUUUUUUAAUGCAGCAUUAUUAUCAUUCGUGUUACGUAUGCAUAAUAAUUAAUUGAUAGAAAGCUGUUAAUUGUGAUCGGAUCGUGAAAAGCGACAUUUUUAUGCAUUUUUUUCUUUUUUUUUUGUCAAAAAUAUUUAUAACGGAAUGAUGAUCACAUGAAAUACUUAAUUACGGUUUAAUAAUUAUUGGUAUCUAUCUAUAUCUACUCUACGUAUGUACGUACUACUGCUGCCAGCCAAUUAAAUAAUAUACAUACAUAAUACAUACCUAAAACUACCUUAAAAAGUAAUACCUACCAAAAAAACAACCACAAAUGAAUGAAAAUUGCUUAAAAAAGAAGGAAUCAGGUUUCGUAAUAAUGAUUAAUAUAGAAUUUUAUUAUUGUACACUGAUGGAUUGGUCUUGUAUGUAAAAAAGUAAGAACGUAAAUAAGUAACUGAAUACGAGUAUGAAUUGAUUGGACUGAUUAGUUGGUAGAUCUCCUUAUGAGAAGAAUCCCUGACGUUGACAAAUUAAAUGAUAGUAUCUGGAUCUAAUAUUCGUUGAGAAUCAAUAAUUGCUCUAAAUUAUAGUUAAAAAAUCGAGAGUAUUUAAUUUAAAUUGUGUCAUCUUUUCGUGUAAUUAAAUAAUUAUACUCGUUACAGAAAAUGAAAUAUGUAGAUUAAUUGAAAUCUGAGAACCGUAUUUACUCUCUUUAUUCCUCUACGUGGAACUCUAUAUACUAUUUAAACUUUUCCGUUUUUUUCUUUCUUUUUGAUAGAUUUGUAAUCAUUCUUUCUAACCACUUGUAAUAAAUGAUAUGUUACAAUUUUACAUUAAUUUAUUACUCUUAAAAUUAUUAUGAAGUAGGUAACUUUCUCAAAUCGAAAAGAAUUUGUUAACCGAAAAAGAAAACAAUUAUCAUGAUUCUUAUCCGAAAUUUGAAACGUGAAUAAAACAAACGUUAUUGAUUAUUAUAUGAA
Molecule: messenger RNA, 7413 nt
Organism: Folsomia candida
Lineage: Eukaryota; Metazoa; Arthropoda; Collembola; Entomobryomorpha; Isotomidae
Exons: 9
Coding region: 973-3729 (918 amino acids)
Cellular component (GO): eukaryotic translation initiation factor 4F complex
Molecular function (GO): mRNA binding; protein binding; translation initiation factor activity
Source: RefSeq, a predicted model, not a curated record